This is a messenger RNA of Adineta steineri, 1674 nucleotides long. The record is from the annotation of a GenBank genome assembly. Lineage: Eukaryota; Metazoa; Rotifera; Eurotatoria; Adinetida; Adinetidae.
AUGCAUUCAGAAACAAAGUCUAAACAUGGCCGUUCGAUUGGUGAAUGGUGUCAAGAUUUUUGGUUAAAUAUAGAUAAAUCUAUUCGUACAUUGAGUAAAUUUAUUUAUAACCCAGAACAUCAUGAAAUAUUUGGACGUCAUGGAAAACGAUGGAGCAAAUUAGCUGCUUUCUAUUUUUUCUUUUAUAUUACACUUGCUGGUUUCUUUUGUUUAUAUUUAUCUAUUUAUAUGUCGUCAUUACCAUUGAAUCAACCGAGAUAUAUAGGAAAAUAUAGUUGUUUAACAUCUCGUGCUCAUCGACUUUCACCAGGACUAGGUUUUCGUCCUCAACCUAGAUUUGAUCCAAAUGAUGCACAGACAUUUAUAAGUUUAUCAUAUACUAGUAAAAGACAUGGAAAGAGAUCGAUUACUAAUAAAGAUGAUGAUGAUAUUGAAAUUUAUACGAAAAAUCUUGAUGAUUUUCUAAAUAUUUAUUAUAAUACAUCGAAUUCGAAUAAUUUCAUUAUUAAUAACGUAGGUGAUUGUAAUUCAAAUAAUCAAUAUGGUUUUAGGGAUGGUAAACCAUGUUUUUUAAUAAAAAUAAACAAAAUUGUCGGUUUUAUACCAGAGAUUGGUCGAACAGAUUUAGAUGAUAAAAAUGAAGAAGCAUGUACGAAUAUAUCGAAUAUUCCAGUUCAAUGUAGAGGCGAGAAUCCAUUCGAUGACGAUAUGCUUGGUAAUAUUCUCUACUAUAGUGAAUCAGGUUUGAGUGAUGUAUGUGGUUCAAUUGAUGUCAAACAUUUUCCUUAUAAUGGUAAAGUAAAUCGAAAUGAUAUCUAUCAAGCACCAUAUGUAUGGGUACAAUUUCUAAAUAUAACAGCUCAUGUUUUAAUUUCUAUUGAAUGUCGUAUAUUCGGUGCAAAUAUAUUUUAUGAUAAAAUUGCCCAACGUGGUAGUACAGAAUCUGAAAUAAAAGAUGUAGAAAAUGAUGUUUUGAAAGUCGACGAAGAAAAACCGAUUAAUGAUUUUGAAGAUCGAUGUGCAAGUACAAAAUGUCGUGAUGCUGAACUAUGCGUAUUAAAUAAAGAUGGUGAUGCUGAAUGUGCUUGUAUUACACAAUGUGAAGAUCCAAAAGAUGAACGUUUAAUGGUAUGCACAAAAGCAAAUAAUACAUAUACAUCUGAUUGUGAAUUCUAUCAAAUGCAAUGUUGGUGUCGUAAAAAUGAUGAAAAAUGUACACGUAAAGAAGCACUUACAGAUUCAAUUGAUUAUUUUGGACGAUGUCAAAAUCUUGGUAUUUGUACUGAAUUUGAAUUGGAAGUUUUUCCAAAACGAAUGUCAUCAUGGCUUGGAGAAAUUCUCGAUGCAUUAUUUGUUCGUAAAGAUCUUGAUAAUAAAUAUGCAGUAUUAGUCGAUGAAGCACGUAAAAUGAAAUUAUCAAAUACAGAAAAAUGGUGGCGUAAUGCUGUACUCUGGGAAUUUUGUGAACUUGAUCAAACACAUGAUAAUUCAGUCAAUAAUGAAGAAUUAGCUCGUUUUGUUCGAUCACUUAAAGUACUUGAACAUUGUAUUCAACCAUUUUUGGAUCAUUGUGAUACAGAUAAUGAUAAUAAAAUAUCACCAGAUGAAUGGGGUACAUGUUUAGGUUUAGAAAAAGAUGAUACGGCUUUCUUAAAAACAUUCUGUUCACAUUAA